AUGCUCCGUCGGCAGGCUCGCGAGCGCCGAGACUAUAUUUACCGUCGCGCAAUUCAGCUGCGAGAUGCCAGCAUUGCAGAGAAGCGGGCGCUGCUGAAAAAGUCGCUUGCUACUGGGAAACCACUUGACCCGUCCCUUGCUAAUGACAAUUCUCUACGCAAGGAUUUCAAAUACGAUGAAUCUCUGGAUCCCGAGAGUGCUGCAGCACAAGAGUCCAUGGACGAUGAGUACUCGAUGCUGUCUGGUCUCUCCGACCCUCGUCCACUUGUCACCACCUCCCGUAGCCCUUCGACACGCCUCUCGACCUUUUCCAAAGAAAUUCGCCUGCUCCUGCCCACCUCCAUCCGCUUGAAUCGAGGCAACUUGAUUCUCCCCAAUCUUCUUGCCAGCGCAAAGGCCGCCGCCCUCACCGACAUUAUCCUGCUCCACGAGCAUCGAGGCACUCCUACUGCCAUGACCAUUUCCCACCUGCCACAUGGUCCAACCGCUUCUUUCUCUCUACACAAUGUCGUUCUUCGGACAGACAUUCCCGAUGCGUCGAGAGGGACGGUAUCCGAGUCCUAUCCUCAUUUGAUCUUCGAGGGGUUUACGACAAGGCUGGGGAAACGGGUGGUCCAGAUCCUCAAGCACAUCUUCCCUCCACGGGAUGGCCCACAUAAAGUUGGCAACAGAGUAGUGACUUUCAAGAACGUCGAGGACAGUAUCGAGGUGCGGCAUCAUGUCUUUGUGCAGACUGGCUACAGGGACGUCGAGUUGGCCGAAGUCGGGCCCAGGAUGACCAUGAGAUGUUUCGAGAUACGAGGUGGUACUCUGGAGAAGGAUUCUGGUGGCGAAGUUGAAUGGGCUUUGACCCAAUACACAAGAACUAGCCGCAAGAAGGACUACCUAUGA
This is a messenger RNA of Fonsecaea multimorphosa CBS 102226, 891 nucleotides long. RefSeq lists its product as uncharacterized. Gene Ontology annotation, molecular function: snoRNA binding; rRNA primary transcript binding. NCBI's taxonomy places the organism in Eukaryota, Fungi, Ascomycota, Eurotiomycetes, Chaetothyriales, Herpotrichiellaceae. The transcript has a single exon. Bases 1 to 891 code for a protein of 296 amino acids. Gene Ontology annotation, biological process: rRNA processing. The record is from RefSeq and is a predicted model, not a curated record. Gene Ontology annotation, cellular component: small-subunit processome; Mpp10 complex; nucleolus.